Rhodofomes roseus is the source of this 2161-nucleotide messenger RNA. RefSeq names its product sphingomyelin phosphodiesterase. The coding region runs from base 54 to 2057 and encodes 667 amino acids. Gene Ontology annotation, molecular function: hydrolase activity. The record is from RefSeq and is a predicted model, not a curated record. Lineage: Eukaryota; Fungi; Basidiomycota; Agaricomycetes; Polyporales; Fomitopsidaceae. The transcript is spliced from 21 exons.
GAAGCAUCUUGCUCAUCCUCUUCUUUUGCGUCGCCCUGCUUUCUGCGCGCACCAUGCCGCACAUGCGUUCUCUGGUGCUCCCGCUAUGGAUCACUGUCGCAGCAGCCCAAGGUAAUGCACUGGGUUUUUCCGUCUUCACUGCUCCAGGGGCUUUCCCAACAUCGCUGUACCGGUCCUACUACAACGACCCCACUGUGACCACCGCUCAGCCCCAGCCUAUCAUUUCCGACCCGGUCACGCAUCAAGUCUACCCCUACUGGCUGACGAAUCCGGAAACCAUUCCGAAGAAUGAUACUUGGGAACCUCAUGAGCUCCCGCCGACAGCGUCGCCUUCACAGAUCGCGGAUGCGGCGCUGCAGCAGAUCCUCGAGGUCAUCACCAACCCCAUCUUCGGGACCAACACAUGUUCGCGCUGUCAGGCCGCCCUCUCAAUAGCCAAGAUAGUCGCUCUUGCAGCACCGAGUGAAGGCCCUGGGCUGGCGGUGCGCCUAUGCGAGGCCUUGGAAGCGAGCGCGGACUGCGGCUCCGAGUAUGGACAGUAUAGUCUCGGUGCAACCAUCACUCAGGUCGCUGCGUUUGCCGACGUCGGUGGCUACGAUGGACAGGCAAUAUGCGCGUACUAUGCGGGAUUGUGCCCCGUCCCGGCCACCAGUCCAUUGAACUUGACCUCUUGGUUCGCAAAGCCCAAACCCAACUCCUUGCCUGCGACUCGACAAGCUACUGGCGAGAGAAUGAAGGUCUUACACUUGUCUGACCUGCAUAUCGACCCCCGAUACAUGGUCGGCUCUGAGGCGAACUGCACGACUGGACUCUGCUGCCGUGCCGGCGGCAUGGCUGCGUCCAACACCUCCAGUAUUCCAGCGCCUUGGUUUGGAUCGUAUUUGUGUGACUCUCCAUUGUCGCUCGUCGCUGCGACGUUGCAGUCCAUCCCGGUCUUGACGGGAACGCAGGAUUCACCGUUCAAUUGGACGAUAUACACGGGUGAUCUGCUCUCGCACGAUGCGUUCAACGAAUUGUCUAGGGAGUACACGCUGUAUACUGAGACUGUUGUCUACGAUCUCAUGAAGCGCAUGCUCAACACUGGUCCUGUCUAUGCGGUCCUCGGGAAUCAUGAUACCUACAUGACGGCCAUGAGUUCGCCUUACAACAUCGGAGGUGGGUUUGAGGGACAGUUCAACUGGGACUACGAGCACCUCGCGGCCUUGUGGGAACUCGAGGGGUGGAUCGGUCCGGAAAGUGCACAGCAAGCCCGGACGAACUACGCCGCAUAUUCUGUGCAACGACAGGACGGGCUGCGUAUCGUUACGCUGAACACCGAGUUCUGGUACACUCAGAAUGCGUACAACUACAUCAACUUGUCGUCCUCCGACAACUCGGGCAUGCUCCGCUUCUUGACCGAUGAGCUGCAAGCGGCUGAAGAUGCUGGUGACCGAGCUUGGAUACUGGGCCACGUUCCAAGUGGCUACGAUACGGCGGAUCCGAUUUCCAACCCUACCAACUUGUUCUACCAGAUAGUCGAUCGAUACUCUCCGCAUGUCAUCGCAGGUGUCUUUUUUGGCCACACACACAAGGACCAACUGCAUCUCUUCUACGCGAAUAAUGGGACGGUUAUGAACGCCGAGACCGCGCUGGCAGUUGCAUGGCUCGGCCCGUCAGUCACUCCUUUGACCGACUACAACGCUGGUUUCCGCGUUUACGAGGUAGACUCUGGGACAUUCGAGGUUCUCGAUUCAUAUACGUGGUAUGCCGACGUGAACAGCUUUCCUGGACUUGACGGACAGGCAGCAUAUGGGCCGGAAUUCCAAUUCGAGUACAGCGCCAGAGACAUCUAUGGCUCCGCUGUUCCUGAUUGGGGACCUAAUGACCCUCUGAAUGCUACGUGGUGGCAUCGAGUGACGGAAGCUAUGGAAUCCGACUCGGCUCUAGUUGAGACAUACACAAAGCUGAUGACCAAGAGUUCUGUCAAAACGCCGCCUUGUACUGGCAGCUGUAUAAACCAGACGAUCUGCGCCAUCCGUAGCGGAAGCGCAAGCAUUCUGAUCGAGAAUUGUUCAUGACGAGUUGACAGCAGCCUGGGUAGAACUUAGCGGCUAACACCAUCUGUUCCUUGUUUAUUGAUCUGUACUCUCAUUGAGCGAGUGCGUUCCGAACACGAGACGAG